CUAGUAGGGAAGAGAGGAGUAAGAUGGCUUCUGCAGACCUGGUCCAGGAUUUAACGUGUCCCAUUUGUCUGGAGGUGUUCACCGAUCCGGUCUCUCUGGAGUGCGGACAUCACUUCUGCGCAACGUGCAUCUCUCAGGUUUGGGAGAGGGUCUCGGGGAAUGUCUCCUGCCCUCAAUGCCGGCAGGUGUUCGCCCAGAGGAACACCAGGCCCGCUCGCAUCCUGAGCAACGUCGCGGAGAAGGUCAGGCAGCUGAGGGUGGGGGCGGCCGAGCGGAAGGAGGAGUUUGUCUGCCGGGAGCACGACGAGAAGCUGAAACUGUUCUGUCAGGAGGAACAGGAGAUCAUCUGCCUGGUGUGUGGCCUGUCUGCGAAGCACAAGAUGCACAAUGUCAUCCCGAUAAAGGAGGCAGCCCAGGGGCACAAGGAAAAGUUGGAAGAGUCACUGAAGCUUUUGCAAGAGCGAAUGAAUCAGAGUGUUCGGAGUCAGCAGGAAGGGGAGACUGCAAUCCGGCAGCUGAAGGACCAGGUUGAUGGACGGAGCUGUGAGGUCAGGGCUGAAUUUGAGAAGAUGCACCAGUUCCUGCGUGAGAGGCAACAGCAGAUGGAAGCAGAACUGCAGAGAGAAGCGGACAAAAUCCUAACACAACUGGAAACCAACUUAAAGAGAACCGUCGAUGAAAUCUCUUCUCUUGAACAAGUGAUACAAGGUGUAAAAGUGAGAUUGCAAAUUGACGAUCCCUAUGGGCUCCUCAAGGAUAUUCAAGCCCUUUUGAGAAGGUGUGAGUUGCCGGUUUCCAUUCCUGGAGUGGUGUCUGUCGAUCUUCCUGAGGUUGCGGGUGAAGGAAGAUUGAGAUAUCUCAAAGUGUGGAAGGAAAUGAGAGCCAUGGUUUCACCAGUGCCAGAGCGGCUGACGCUGGACCCGGAUACAGCUCAGAAUAAUCUCGUCCUCUCUCAGAAUCCAAUGAGUGUGAAGUACGUGAUCAGGAAUCAAAAUUUUCAGGAUCACCCAAGAAGAUUUCGAAGAGAAUUUUGUGUUUUGAGUUCUCAGAGUUUCAUGUCUGGGAGGCACUACUGGGAGGUGUGUGUUGGAAAUAAGACUAGCUGGAUUGUGGGUGUCUGCAAAGGGUCUGUAAACAGGGAUAGAGGCAUUUCCUACACACCAGCAGAGGGAUACUGGGUUAUUCAUGUCUGUUCUAAUUCAGUGAUGAUACCAAAGGUCAUUUCCCAUCUUGAAAUUAAACUCCGAAAACUGGGGGUUUACCUGGAUUACGAGCGGGGCCAAGUGUCAUUUUACAAUGCCGACAAUAUGUGUCACAUCCACACUUACACAGACAGUUUCACUGAAAAACUUUGUCUCAUCUUAAAUCCAUGUAAUAACAACACAGGUGACAACACUGAACCACUCACACUGCUCACCACUUAACACAGUGGGACACGUUCUCUGAGGUCUCAGACUUCUCUGGACCCACUGAGCAGAUCUCACUGCACUGAUUCUCUGAAAUACAACCAGAAAAAACCAGAGCACUCAGCAGUAGGGGAAACAUAGUUAAUGUUUCAGGUCCAGACCAGCAUGUGAGAACUGAUUCUGUGCCAUUGCUACUGACAGGUGAGGCUGUUUAUAUUGACGUCUAAUCUGUAAAUUUGACUCUUUGUCUCCUUCCCAGCUCUCUCUCACACUCUCUCCUACUGACCGCAGUUCAGGUGCACAUUGUGUUAGAAUACAGUGAAGUGGACUGUUCUCUGGAAUUGUGAUAUCUGCAUCUAGCAAUCAGUGUGAAUAUGUGCAGAUAUUCUCUGUGUCAUUAUCAUUUAACCUGCAGAGUGAACUGACAAUGUGUCUGAGCUGGUUACGUUGGGGAAACAGUGAAUGGAAUGGGAACAAAAUGAGAGACGGAGGUUUGGGUUCAGUGCUGGAGGGAGACCGGGGAGUGGUUGCCUCUCAGUUUUUAGGGAGAUUGCAGUCUCGUUCUGGAAGAGACAUGCACUUCCCUCUGUCGUGUCUAUGAAAGGCAGAGAGGCUGGUCCAAUUAAACAGAGCACUCUUUAAUGCCCAGAGAAGGCAACGUGGAACUCAGAAAGUCAGUUUAAAUUGGGUUUAAUGAUUAUUGAUUACCUCAGCAUGAUUUACAGCAUGCUGUGCAUGAAGAAAUGUAAUGGGAAUGCAAUCCCAGUGUAUGAAGACUUCAUUUGUCAAAGUCAAGGUGGAGUUUCUCGUCACAUGCACAAGUACAUGUCUGCACAGGUGCAACGAAAACCCUGCAGCUGCAUCACAGGCACACGGCAUGAUAGAAACAGCUUUCACAAGAAAAGAACAUUUACAGGAAAGAAUACAAUAUGAAGACAAGAAAAACAAAGUCCAUUUUAGUGUCAAUUGAUUAAAGGAGUCAGGUUUUGCUAAUCUGGAGUGAUUAGUGUUUUGCAGGUUGGUUUAGCCACUGAUUUGUUAAAGGGAAGUAACUGUUCUUGUACCUGGUGGUGUGGGACUUUAGGUCUCUGUACCUCCUGUCUGAUGGUAGCUGCAAGAAGAUGACUUGGACAGUUGGUAUCGUCCGUGGCAGAUGUUGCCUUCUUGAGGCGGUGUUUCAUGUAAAUACCGCCAAAGGUGGGUGGGGUGGAGUAUGCUAGCAAUGCAUCUUCUUACACUCCUGCAUGUUCGCAUAUUUCUACCAGACCAUAAUGCUACCUGUCAGGAUGCUUUCAAAAUAAAAUGUUUGAUGACACUGAAGCUCUUAAUAAAGUAAAGACAAUG
Molecule: messenger RNA, 2750 nt
Organism: Mobula hypostoma (lesser devil ray)
Lineage: Eukaryota; Metazoa; Chordata; Chondrichthyes; Myliobatiformes; Myliobatidae
Product: zinc-binding protein A33-like
Exons: 6
Coding region: 24-1424 (466 amino acids)
Biological process (GO): protein ubiquitination
Cellular component (GO): cytoplasm
Molecular function (GO): zinc ion binding; protein binding; ubiquitin protein ligase activity
Source: RefSeq, a predicted model, not a curated record